Linderina pennispora is the source of this 686-nucleotide messenger RNA. RefSeq lists its product as uncharacterized. NCBI's taxonomy places the organism in Eukaryota, Fungi, Kickxellomycota, Kickxellomycetes, Kickxellales, Kickxellaceae. The record is from RefSeq and is a predicted model, not a curated record. The transcript has 2 exons. Bases 49 to 204 code for a protein of 51 amino acids.
ACCGAACUACCCAAAUUCUUUGACGCCCUGGAGCCCUGUGAGAAUCUCAUGACGUGUACGGCACGUGGCAUGGAGGACACACAAGCAUAUGUGGUAGUCAGACUGCAAGGCUCUCCCAUGGCACAUCUGAUCAUUAACGCCGUAUGGAUCCUCUCCCUUGGACAGACAUUUCAGGCAGACCUUGGGAACUCAUCUGUAGUAUAAAGCAAUAGAGGGCAUUUGUUUGGCCUCUCAGGUGUACAUUUGCCUUCCAUUGAGCCAUUGGCAUUGUCUUCACCAGCUCCCCGGCUAUCCAGCGGUAGAGGUGUGCUGAGCACCAGCAGGGACACUUAGCCUGUUUAUGCCUGCUGCGAGCGGAAGUCCAUAGAGCCAAUGCAGCCAGCUCACUUUUCCUACCGCUUGAUAUAUUAACUUUAUCUUGGCGCUGCCACUCUUCACUCAUCAAGUAGGCGCUUAGUGACAUCAGUUUGAUGAGCCAACUACGUCUUACUCCCUUUCUCAUGAAUCACAAUGCGCGGAUAUUGCCUAGCAUCUGAAGGGCCUAGGGGUGCAUCUUUCACCGGGCUACCGCGCCUGCUCUCACUCAGCGCACCCCCCUGGAUGCAAUUGGAGGCUUCACACGUACGUACUUGCUACGCAGAUUUGCCUAGCACUCUACCUAAACAAAACUUCUAUUUAUACAUCGG